AUGUCAACGACAUCGGAACAUCCGCUUCAAGAAAAGGACUCUAGCGAGACGCCUUCACCCUCUACCCAAAGUGCCAAUUACGAGACCAAAAGCGUGGCUUCGCGACGGUCUCAAUCUAGUAAACAUUCUUCUGUUGUCUCAGAGGCACUGCGUGCCCGUGCCAACGCUGAGGCAAGUAAGGUAAGGUUAGAGUUCGCACGUAAAGAAGCCGAACUACAGAAACAAAGGGCUGCUCAGGAUGCCGAGCUUUUUGUAUUGGGAGCAGAAAGAGAUGCUGCUAUGGCCGAAGUACAAGUCUCGGUUUUUGAAGAAGGACUUGAAGACUUCGGGGAGUCUGUGAAGAGUGUGGAUUUAGUUCUUCCACAAAAGGACUCUAGGGAACGUGUGGAAGAAUUUUUGUUAUCUUGUGAUGCAAUUAAGAAUGUAGAUGGUAAUGUUCAAGCAAAUAUUAACAAAAUCUCCCACAAGACACACCCUAUUUCCUCCCAACAUCCCGAAGAAAUGGUAAUGGAUCAAGAAGGUGAAAUGCAAACAGAAUGUAAUACAUCCCCUAAUGUUGUUCCUACUUGCUCCCCUCUGCCUCUUGAAAUGGAAAAUGGUCAAAAGGGAUCAAAGGUUGUAGAUAAUGCCUCUAAUGUAGUUCUUACUACUCCUUCACAUGUAGAAACUGUAGUUGGAAUUUCUGAUUUAAGUAACAUGUUGCUGAAGAAAGAAUUGAUAACUAGUGGCUUGAGAAAAUUUAAUGAUCAUGCAUUUAGUUACAGGUCUUGGAAAGCCUCUCUCAAACAAGUAACCACAGAGCUUAAGUUGAAGCCCUUUCAAGAGAUGGAUUUGAUAAUUAGGUGGUUGGGCAAGGAGUCUUCCCAGUUGGUCUCAGCUAUCUAUGACAUACAUGUUGAUAAGCCAAAGAUUGGUCUUGAUAGAAUGUGGGAACUCUUAGACAGGAAGUAUGGGUCCCCAGAGGCAAUUGAACAGGAUCUUCAUCAAAGGAUUGAAGACUUUCCCAAACUAACACAAAAGGACUAUGAAAAGCUAGAGCAGUAUGGUCAUUUGCUCUUAGAGAUUGAGUAUGCCAAAGAUAAUGGAAAUUUCCCAGGGUUGUUGCAUUUGGACUCGGCAAGAGGGUUACAUGGAUUGGUCCAGAAGCUGCCACAUAGCCUCCAAGAGAGAUGGGUAAUGGAGGGCUCUCGGUACAAGGAGAGGAACCAUGUGACCUUCCCGCCUUUCAAGGUCUUCAGCGAGUUUGUCCGCUAUCAGGCAAAGAUUCGGAAUGACCCUAGCUUCAUAAUGCCUCGUGACACAAAGCAACAGGAUGUUACAAGAAGAAUGGUCAGUGUCAGAGCUACGGAUGUAAAGACUGUUAGUUCUACAGCAUCAAAGGUCUUUUGCCCCAUUCACAAGAAGAAUCACUCAAUCUUAGAGUGCAAGGCAUUUCUUGCGAAAACAGUUCCUGACAAGAAGACUGUCCUCAAACAAUACCAACUUUGUUAUAGGUGCUGUUUUCCAGGACACGCAGCACGAGAGUGUAAAGCUGAGGUUAAAUGCGACUCGUGUGGUAGCCAACGCCACCAAACAAUUCUACACUAUGAGUAUCGCAAUGACUCACCAAAGAGUUCGCAGAAAGCUGUAGACACCCCUCCAUCCCAAAUUACCAAUGCAUGCUCCAAAGUGCAGGGUACAAGAUGCAUCGGUAGCAGAUCUUGUGCGAAGAUUGUUCCUGUCUUCGUCAGGUCAAAGAGGGAUCAGAAGGUUGUCAAGACGUACGCCAUCAUAGAUGAUCAAAGCAACAAGACCAUAGCUACAUCGCAACUUUUAGACAAGUUUGAUAUUGACUAUGGUAGGGUAAGUUACACUCUACGCACUUGCAGUGGAGAAGUGUCAGCUCAAGGAAGGUAUGCUGAUGAAUUUGUGGUAGAGGAUCUAAAUGGCACUGUCUGUUUGAGUUUGCCAACGGUCACUGAGUGUGCUUACAUCCCUGAUUUCAAAGAUGAUAUUCCAACACCUGAGAUAGUUCAAGCAUAUGAUCAUCUAAAAGGCAUUGAGAUUCCAGAGAUUGAUCAUGAAUGCACAGCAACUCUUUUGAUAGGAAGGGACGUGAUGGAAGCACACCAUGUCCUAGAUCAAAGGAUUGGGCCUCCUAACUCGCCGUUCGCACAAAGGCUGAAGCUUGGCUGGGUUAUCAUUGGUGACGUAUGCCUUCAAGGGAUUCAUCGGAGUGACAAGCACUCGAAUAGGAUUUCCCUGUUGCGUACUCGGGUGCUCUCUACAGGACGGCCUACAUACCUGGAACCCUGUCCAAAUGAGUUCCAAAUGAAACACUUGUUUGACAAUGAGGACGAUACCAUGAGUCUGGCUAUAGAGGAGCAACGGUUUGUAGAUCUUAUGGUGGAAGAGGCAGGCCUAAAGAAUGGAAAAUGGACAGCUCCGUUGCCCUUCAAGCAGCCGAGAGAUCGUCUGCCUAACAAUCGUCAACAAGCUUUCAAAAGAGCGCAGAUUCUCAAAGCGAGCAUGGAAAAGAAUCACCUCAAAAGAGAGCACAUGACCACAUUCAUGGCAAAGGUCUUAUCUGAAGGCCACGCGGAGGUGGCUCCCUCUCUGCAAGAAAACGAAGAGUGCUGGUACCUGCCAAUGUUUGGGGUGUAUCACCCAAGAAAGAAAGACAAAAUCAGAGGCGUCUUUGAUUCUUCGGCGGAGUUCAUGGGACACUCUUUGAACAAGGUUCUGUUGAAAGGUCCAGACCUUACCAACGAUUUGGUUGGGGUGUUGAUGAGGUUUCGGCAAGGACCGGUUGCAGUCUGCGGGGACAUUGAGUCGAUGUUCUACUGUUUUUCAGUAUCCGAAGAACACAGGAAUUUUCUCAGAUUCUUCUGGCACGAAGACAAUGAUUUUGCCAAACCCCUCACGGAGUAUCGUAUGCUGAAGCAUGUGUUUGGCAACACUCCAUCUCCAGCUGUAGCGAAUUAUGGUCUGAGGGACCUAACCAGUGACGCUGAACCAGACGUUAGGGACUUUGUUCACAACAAUUUCUAUGUGGAUGAUGGACUCGCUGCAUGUGAUGACAGCAACACAGCUGUUUCACUCAUGGAACGAACACGAGCCAAGCUAAAGGAGAAAGCUGGUAUUCGCCUGCACAAAAUUGCAUCCAACUCUCAAGUAGUACUCGAUGCCUUUGAGCCAGAGGAGGUUCAGAAGGAUAUUAGGAACCUCACGCUGAGUGAUGGGGCCCCUACACAAAGGAGUUUGGGUGUUCAGUGGAAUUUGAAGGACGACACCUUCAUUUUCCAAAUCGAGUUAGCGGCAAGACCCUACACAAAACGAGGAGUUCUGUCUAUGAUCAAUGGCGUGUUUGAUCCUCUGGGUUUCCUUGCCCCGGUCAUGGUACAAGCAAGAGUCCUGUUCAGAGAAAUGACUACUCACCAGGUGGAUUGGGAUGACAAGCUCCCUGAAAUGUACAAGUCCGUCUGGGAGUCUUGGACCUCUGGGCUAUCUGAGCUGCAAUCAGUGUCAGUUCCUCGCAACUACCCCAUCUGCCUAGAGAAUGGUGUCUUGAAUGUCUAUUGUGAUGCAUCCGAAGUCGCGGUUGCUGCCGUCGCAUACUUGAUAGAUGUGGACCAAGAGAAACCCAGUGCGAGUUUUGUCUUUGGAAAGUCGAAGCUAGCUCCAAGAUUAGGUCACACCAUACCAAGACUGGAGCUCUGCGCUGCAGUCUUAGGAACAGAAAUAGCCAGAAUUGUGUGUAGAGAGUUGAAUAUUCAGGCUUCGACUGUGGUUUUUCACUCCGACAGUAGGAUUGUUCUUGGGUAUUUGAAUAACACAGUCAGAAGAUUCCAUACCUAUAUAGCGAACCGGGUUCACAAGGUUCUUAGUUUCUCCCAACCCUCACAAUGGAGGUAUGUGCCUACAUCCAAUAACCCUGCUGACUUUGGUACCCGUCCGGUUUCAGCUCGGUCUCUGAAAGACUCUCCAUGGCUUAUUGGUCCGCAGAAGCCAGCUACUCAAGAAGUAGAGGAUCCUGUAUCGGAAUUCCCACUGGUAGAUCCCGACCGAGAUGAAGAAAUAAGACAUGAUGUGAAAAUCCAGGUCACAAAAACCAAUUUGGAGUUGCGAAGACUUGUUUCACGGUUUGAAAAGUUCUCAACAUGGAACAGCCUAGUUAGAGCUUUCGGUCUACUUGUACACAUUGCUUGUUCGUUCAGCUCUAGGAGCGGCAACGGUCGGUGCCAUGGCUGGCACGUUUGUGGUGCUACAGACGUAGAGCUCGUACGUCGUGUCAAGACAAUGAUAGUGAAGGAAGUACAGGAGCAGUUCUUUCACGAAGAAUAUGAAUGUCUCAGAGAGGGUGUGCCUCUACCCUCUAACUCCACUAUCCGGGACUUAUCACCCAUCCUGAAUCAAGACGGUUUGAUAUGCGUUGGUGGGCGCUUGAGGAAGUCCUCGCUUCCAGUGGUGAUGAAGCAUCCGGUGCUGAUACCAGGAAAGAGUCACAUUGCCAAACUUCUUGUACUACACUAUCACAAUAAUGGGCAUUCUGGCAGACAGUUGACAGAAGGUGCUUUGCGGGACGCGGGCUUUUGGAUAACUGGGGGCAAGAGAGUUAUAUCGUCUGUUAUCCAUCGUUGUGUGAACUGCCGUAAACUCAGAGGUAAGACCGCGCUCCAACGCAUGGCUGAUCUUCCCCAGGAGCGUCUGAAGGCUGGACCUCCUUUUUCACAGGUUGGCGUAGACUGUUUCGGGCCUUGGGAAGUGGUCACCAGAAAGACCAGAGGAGGUGCUGCUCAAAGCAAGAGGUGGGGAAUGAUAUUCUCCUGUCUCACUUCUAGGGCUAUUCAUAUCGAAGUUCUUGAGGAAAUGAGCACUUCGUCAUGCAUCAACGCACUUCGACGAUUUAUGGCUGUACGAGGCAAGGUUGAGACUUUUUGGUCCGAUAGAGGAUCAAACUUUGUGGGAGUGUUGAACGACAAGGUGUUUCAUACUUAUCUGGAGAGGAACGACACCGAAUGGAAGCUAAAUCCUCCCCAUGCCCCUCACAUGGGAGGAGUCUGGGAGAGAAUGAUUGGUUUGUUCAAGGGAAUUCUUAAUGGUAUCUUACUCGAGGCAAAACAGAGGGACCUUACACACGAGACUUUGGCCACCUUCAUGAUGGAAGCUAUGGCUAUUGUCAAUGCUCGACCUCUCGUCCCAUUGAGCUCUGAUCCAGAAGACACUUCCUUCCUCUCACCAUCUAUGCUUUUGACUCAGAAGCAUGGGAGCAUAGAAGAGGUACUUGUCGAAGAUUGCACCCGUAACAUGUACAAGGCUCAAUGGAAAAGAGUGCAAAUUCUAGCCGACCGGUUUUGGAAACAGUGGAGACUGCGCUACCUGCAAAGUCUUCAGCAGAGGCGCAAAUGGAUAAGCACGGAAAGGAAUGUCAAGAAAGGUGACAUAGUGUUGUUGAGAGACAAGGAGGUCAAAAGAAACCUUUGGCCUUUGGGCAUCAUUGAGAGUGUUAGUCCUGGAGAUGAUGGUUUGGUUCGUCAAGUGCAAGUUCGUCUGCCCUCGACUGGAAAAACCUUUUGCAGACCGAUUCAUGAGUUGAUUUUGUUGGUCGAGGCGGAAUAGAUACCUGUUCUCACUCCAAUCUUGGCAUGCUUGGACUUAAGUUAUUUGUGGAAAAUCUUGUACAAUUUUACAGUUUAUGGGCGGUGAUAUUUUAGCAAUUAUUGCUCUGUCAGUUUUAACGUCUAUUGGACGUUGGGGGGAGUGUGCUGCACGCGAUUAAAUAUAAUCUGUUCACUUGGCUUUCCAUAGUCAGAAACAAUGGCGCUCCUUUUGAGCGAACUAUCCUAUUUUCUCAAGCCACAAGUUUCGUAAAGUUUCUUAAAGUAUGGUUAUUAUAUCAUGUUUAAACUGGUUCUUGAAGGUUUAGGAUCGAGGUCUACUGCCUGAUGAUUUCGUUUAUAGGAGACAAGCGACAGAGAUUCAUGGGUUACAAUCCGAUUACGUCAGAUAGAUAGCUUGGAAGUGCACAAGUCUGUAAGUUCAUUUUGUUGAAUAGACAUGUAAGGACAGGAUAUAAGUCUACAUAAUUUUAGACUGGGAAACUGCCUUUGUAAGAAUGUUGUAUGAUAUACAAUGCUUUGUUCCUAAGUAUGGCAAGCCGUUUGCAGACCUCUAAAAUGGUCAGGUUUUGUAUAGGUACAGUCAUUACUAAAUAUUGUUGCAGUAAUUCUCAUUAUAACUUGAGCAUUAUUCCAUAAAUCUUGAAACUGAGAAUCUAUUGUUUGUUGUGAUUUUAAGGUGCAUCUGGUAGAAACUUUGAACAUAAAGGGAUUCACCUAUUAAAGUAAAUGUACGUUAGUAUUUUAUGUACUUACCUGUUUGGAUUAUGAUUGAUUCAUAAGUCUGAAUCUGCCUAGUUGGACUGUUGAGAACAUAGUUUGUUCUAUUAUGAUCUUUUACAUGUAUAAUUGAUGCGAUGUUAUCAUUCAUUGUAUUUUACAGUUUUACCACAUUCAAGACGUUAUGCCGAAGUAAGGCUUGAAUAAAGACUAGAGUACAACCUUUCAA
Strongylocentrotus purpuratus (purple sea urchin) is the source of this 6546-nucleotide messenger RNA. RefSeq lists its product as uncharacterized. NCBI's taxonomy places the organism in Eukaryota, Metazoa, Echinodermata, Echinoidea, Camarodonta, Strongylocentrotidae. The record is from RefSeq and is a predicted model, not a curated record. Gene Ontology annotation, biological process: DNA integration. The transcript is spliced from 2 exons. The coding region runs from base 1 to 5598 and encodes 1865 amino acids. Gene Ontology annotation, molecular function: zinc ion binding; nucleic acid binding.